Haliotis rubra (blacklip abalone) is the source of this 4491-nucleotide messenger RNA. RefSeq names its product transcription termination factor 2-like. Gene Ontology annotation, molecular function: ATP binding; ATP-dependent chromatin remodeler activity; zinc ion binding. NCBI's taxonomy places the organism in Eukaryota, Metazoa, Mollusca, Gastropoda, Lepetellida, Haliotidae. The record is from RefSeq and is a predicted model, not a curated record.
GAAUUUUGAGUUCGUUUCCUGAACCGCGUCAUUUGAGUUGACAAAUGUCCAAGACAGAAACACAUUAUUUUGAAAAUUGCCCAAACCAUGGAACUCAUAUCGUGUCCAAAACACAGUAAGCCAUGUUCUCUGAAGACAGGCACCAAGCCAGGCCCCAACAAAGGCAAGAGUUUCUACCUGUGCAUGGAUAACUCUGAUGGACAGUGUGACUUUGUGCAACAAACAUCUCUGGCGCCGAAGUGUUGUCCGAACCAUGCUGGGGAUUUUGUGGAGCUGCAGAGAUUGGUUGUGGGGAAACAGUCUGGAGAGAAGAGGUGUUACUACAGGUGUGCUGACGGGAGAAACAACAAGACAUGGUGUGGAUGCUACAACUUCUCAACUCAGAGUAAGUCAGCCCUCAAGGAUUACAAUUAUCAAGACAGAGAUAAAUCUGCAGUGAAGGACUCUGAUGUAUCAAGUAAAAGUACAGAGACUUCAGCCAAUAAGAAGACAUCCUCAUCAAGUAGCGACUUAGCAGACACAGGCAAGAAUACUAGUGAACUCAACUGUAGUGAAAAAGAUAGUGAGAGGACUUCAGGAAGUGAAUCAUCUUCAGAAUCUGAAGGAGCAGAAUCCGGGGGGAGAAAUCAUUCAAAAUCUGAUGGAAAAUCGGAGGCAGGCGUGCCGCAAAAAAAAGCAGACGUCAAACAGAAAGGAGCAAAUGUCGAGCAGAGAGGAGCAGACGUGAAGCAUAAAGAAGCAGAUGGCAAGCAGAAAGGAGCAGACGUCAAACAGAAAGAAGUAGAUGGCAAGCAGAAGGUUGAAGAGAACAAGGAAAAAUGUGGAGAGAAUCGUGACAAAGUUGAACCUGAUGUGGUAGUUGUUGAUGAUAGUAGUGAUGAUGAUGAUGAUAAUUUGCCAAGCUUCCACAGUCUUGCGAAAAGGACGCCUAAAAGUAAGGCGAUGUCAGUUGCGGGUAACUCAAGCUUCACAUCAUACAGAGACGGAGAGGUGGAGAGUUCACAUCAGACAGGACAGACCAAGUCUAAAGACCCACCAGCUGAACCUAUCAAGGAACAGUCACCUGUGGACUCUUUAAGUAAUGAAGUCCAGAAGAUGGGUUUGGGAAAAGGGGAAGACAACCCUUACUUAGACCUCACCUUGCAACAAGCCAUCUCUCGGAAGAGAGAUCUCCUUCAAGCUCUUCAUAAGAACAAGGAAAUUGCUCAGAGUAGAGUGAAACUGUCCAAUCUUCCCGAUGGUGGUGUUAAACUGACGCAGAUGAUAAACUCCCUCAGCACCAAUGUCAGGCAGCUGGACGAGAGGAUCGCUAAAGGACUCAUACCGUCUGUGGACAUAGAUAAAGGGCCAGACGCUCUGCAUCCUGGUACCCAGGUUCAGACAGUUGGGGCUGGGCAGGUAAAUGGUCCACAAGUGAUCAAGGUGAUGCCGGACGGUUCCAAGGUGGUAAUGAACUCUCAAGGAAGUGCUGGACAGCGUCAGACAUCUCUUCUACAACAUGCAGUUCAGAUUCCACAACAUGUGCUGCAGCAGAUGUAUGCAACUAACCCCCAGGCCAUGCAGCUGUAUGGAGGCAGGAUGACUGGGGCAAGACUCAGGGAAGUCACCUCCAUCACAAAGGAGGCUCUUGAAAAACUCCACAAGCAGUUAGAGUCAUGUCCCUCGGAGGACGAGGAGUUGGAGGACCCCAAGGGGUUGACCGUCCCCCUCAUGAUCCACCAGAGACAGGCCCUAGCCUGGAUGGCAUGGAGAGAGAAGCAAACGCCUUGUGGAGGAAUUCUGGCUGAUGAUAUGGGACUUGGGAAGACAUUGACAAUGAUCUCACAUGUUGUGAAACAGCGUGAGAAACAUGAAGCUGGCACUGAUGAGGAAAAGUCUGCCUGGCUCAACAGAGACAAGGAGCUACAAAAGUUGGAUGCGUCAGUCGUGCCGUCACGUGCAACUCUUGUGGUGUGUCCGGCGUCACUCAUCUACCAAUGGCAGAAGGAGAUUGAGAAGCGAACACGAUCGGGACUUCUUAGAGUUGAAGUCUACCAUGGUGCUAACAGGGAGAGAAAUAUCCUCAAGCUUGCAAAGUGCGAUAUUGUACUGACCACCUACAACAUUGUCAGCAAGGAAGUGGGCGUGGUCAAAGGGGAGAGUGCAGAUGAACCUGUAACCGAUGACAACAAGGUUAAAAAGGAUUCGGAGGACAAGGCAGGCCCGCAGCCGAUGAUGCUGCGGAUUGGAUGGGAGAGAAUAAUUCUAGAUGAGGCUCACAACAUCAAGAACCACAAGAGUCUGACUGCCAUGUCUGUGUCCAAGCUGCGAGCUAAUUUCCGCUGGGCUCUGACUGGAACACCCAUACAGAAUGAUCUCCUUGAUAUGUACUCUCUGCUCAGAUUUCUCCGAUGUUCCCCGUUCGAUGAGUACAAGGUAUGGAAGAAACACGUGGACACAGGGAAGUCUCAUGGCACCACGAAACUGAACACCAUCGUCAGGUCACUGUUGCUGCGACGAACCAAGACCCAAACUGGGAAGGGGGGGAAACCACUGGUGAAUCUGCCCUCGAAGACAGUAGAAACAGCUGAGGUACAGCUGACACCAGAGGAGAGGAAGAUAUAUGACAAAGUCUUUGCCCAGACAAAGUCGACUGUGCAGGACUACGUCAAACGGCACGAGGAGAAGGAGAUGGGGAUAAGUCGAGGUACCUCCGAGUCGUCGUCCAACCCCUUCAGGGACAGCAUCACAGAGCAUGAAGGGAGGGGCGUGGAACUCCCAUGGGGCGGGUUUGACAAUGUCCCUCAGCCACAAGCAAAGAAGGCAGGAGCGAGCGAGUUGUUGGUUCUCCUGCUGCGGCUACGCCAAUGCUGCUGCCAUCUCAGCCUUAUGAGAGAUCACAUUGAGCAGGAGACAAUGGAGAAUGAGGGCAUCGAAUUGACCUUGGAGGAACAGAUGAAGGGCAUGAUGUUGGAUGAGAUGUCAGCAGGGGAGAAUGGGGCCAAGGCUGAGUCGUCUCCCUUGUUUGAGAAGACUUCAUUAAGCACAAAGUUGAAAGAGUUGAUGUCUACGCUGCAAGCAAUUAAGAAAGAGAGUGAGCCAGGAUCAGUGAUAAAGAGUGUGGUGGUGUCGCAGUGGACGAAGAUGCUGGACAUCGUUGCCGUGCACCUACGGAAGGUCAACAUCUCCUUCAACAUAAUACAGGGCAGCGUCCCUGCAAAGAAAAGGAUCGAAAUGGUGGAGGAAUUCAACACCAACCCAAAAGGGGCAGAGGUGAUGUUGGUGUCGCUGAAGGCUGGCGGUGUUGGCCUCAACCUCAUUGGUGGGAGUCACCUGUUUCUGUUAGAUAACCACUGGGAACCCGCCCUGGAGGAACAGGCCUGUGACAGGAUCUACCGUGUUGGUCAGCAGAGGGAUGUUGUUAUACACAGGUUCCUGUGUAAAGACACGAUUGAGGAGAAGAUCCUGGAACUACAGAAAAGGAAACUCUCUCUAGCCAAGAAUGUCCUCUCAGGAUCUGGAGCAAGCAGUCAGAAGCUGUCACUGGCUGAUCUACGGCAGAUGUUUGGUGUUUAACCUUACUGUAGAGAUAGUGUAUUAGUCUAUAUGUAGAUAUGGGAACUGGGAUAUUUAUUAAUCAACUCCCUCACUCACUCUAGAACCAAGGUAAUGUUAAAUAGUAGACACAAAGAGAGGCUUGAAAGAAGGAAUGAGAAGGUGAAAGAAGGAAUGAGAAGGUGAAAGAAGGAAUGAGAAGGACAAAGAAUGAAUCAUGGACGGUCUUGCCGCUAUACCAGUAUAUUGCAAGAUGUUUUUUGGACCAUAUACAUUGUAAGAUGAUCUCUGUGUUCCUUUAUGUCCUGGGUCUCCUUCAACAAAGAUCUCUCUCUGAACUGACUGUCAUGAAUGUUUGACAAUAAUGUGCUUAGACAUUUUAAUGGGCUCUCUGGGAGACUGUGAAGCAUUUUUUAGUCUAAACAUGUCAUAUUUAUUUAGGUGUUUUGCUAGGUACCGAAUUUUUGUUACUUUAGCUUGCAUAUGUGUGCUAUUUAUUUUUCUGUUGAAUAUUUGCAAGUGCUCCAGUUUACUGCUAUAUUUGUACAUAGCUCACUCUCAUAUGCAAUAGACAUAUCAAUUAUGUUCUUUCAAUUGUGAAAAAUAGGAAGUGCCAUGUAACGCUUGUAUCAACAAGAUCAUAUUUUGCUGACUGAAGGUCUGUGUGACACAGGCAGGGAUAUAAAGCCCAUUUCUGGUGUCCCCCGCCGUGAUGUUGCUGGAAUAUUGCUAAACGCGGCGUAAAACCAAACUCAGUCAGUCAGUCAGUAUAAAGUCAGGACACAGAAAAAAAUGUGGGCUGCACAGAUACCUCCUCACCUUCAUGAAGUACCUCUAUCUGGAACUAUCUGGAAUAGAAACUCAGACUACACUAUGUUUCAUUUCAAUUUCAAUUGACUAUUGACUAUUUAUUGCUGACUAUUUAUUCUGUCUAUGUGAAUAAAUAUUUCAAACAUG